CGGCCGUGUGUUUGGGGCGUAUGAUGUGUGUGUGGGUUUGGAAGGAAGAAAGGCGCAAUCGCAAUCUUGUCCAUAAAAGAAGGGAAGCGCAAGCGUCCUCGUUCGUCUGGACUGAAUAAGAAGAAGCAAAGGAUAAAUACGAAGCGGAACACUUGCACAUAGGGAGCUGCAUUUGCCAUUAUGUUUGGAAUAGGGUCGUUUCAGCCCUUCAGGAAUGAACCGUCGGUUCUACAAUUCUCUCGUCCGCCUUCGGAACAUGGGCGAGGUCAGGCGGCUACAGCUCAAGGCUCCCGUCAAGGCUCCCCAGUGGCCGUUUUCUGGGACUUUGAGAACUGUCCGCCUCCUCGUGGGCUUUCUGGGUAUGAUAUUGCGGAGAGUUUAAGAAGAGUUGCUCAUACUUGUGGACCUCUCACAUCUUGCAAGGCAUAUAUCGAAGGAUUUGAGAAGCAUAUGCCGAACAAGAGCCUACGUACGGAACUGCAAAGCUCUGGCAUUUCCCUCAUAGACUGCCCUGCCAACGGUGGGAAAAAUGUAGCGGACCAGAUGAUGAUAGUUGACAUGAUGGCGUUUGCGCUGGACAAUAGGCCGCCGGCCACCGUUAUCCUGAUUUCAGGAGAUAGAGACUUUGCCUAUGCACUCUCUACGCUCCGGAAUAGGCAGUACCAUAUCAUUCUCCUCACUGGGAAGCAAGGGGCUCACUUGUCACUAAAGGCACAAGCCCAUGAAGUCUUGGACUGCAGGGUAGAUGUCUUGAAGAUGGGUGAUAUGGCCAUGGACGAUGCUAGCACUGGCAAUGCUGGAAAGCAAAAGGGCCUGGACGGGCAACAGUCUGGUGAGAGUCCAAUAUCCGACGACCAUGCUAAAAAUGCUGCGAACCCGAAGGUGAUCCCCAGAAGCGCUUUUGAUCUGCCGGUGCAGUCCACUUGUGACGGGCAAAGUGGCACUGUGGUUGCAUCAUCUUUUGUGGCAUCACAAAGUGCCUGGAGGCAACAUGACGAUACUAUUUCCACUAUUGCAAAAGUAGCCUUCCCCCUGGGUUCCGUCCCUGCGUCCGUGCACCUUCUCGUCAAAAUUCUCAAUGAAUUUAAAUAUCGAGGGGACCGACGGCCCCUGCGGUCCAAAGUUGGACUUGCCAUCCUGGACAGAGAUCCACUGAUCUAUAUCGGUGAGGUGAAGAACUUUACGGGUCUCGCAAUGAAUGCGGAAAAGUUGGGACUCGUCCAAUUGGGGGGUGAGGAUGGGCAUGCAUGGAUUUCUUUACGUGGAGCCUAAGUCGUGACCAGAUAUAGCGCUCCACAAAGUCCAUCUCCAGAAGACUGUUACUGCUCAAUUUAGAGCAAUGCUUGCCUGUCUGAGGAAAAACACUUCACUUGUAUAUGUUGCUGUAAAUCAUCGUGGUGAUUAUAUGCUCAUUUGUAAAUCAUAGACUCACCCAAUUCAAAUAAUAUGUAUAGCUUCCUCAGGUGA
Molecule: messenger RNA, 1467 nt
Organism: Spizellomyces punctatus DAOM BR117
Lineage: Eukaryota; Fungi; Chytridiomycota; Chytridiomycetes; Spizellomycetales; Spizellomycetaceae
Exons: 5
Coding region: 181-1272 (363 amino acids)
Biological process (GO): post-transcriptional gene silencing
Cellular component (GO): cytoplasm; peroxisome
Molecular function (GO): CCR4-NOT complex binding; RNA nuclease activity; mRNA base-pairing post-transcriptional repressor activity
Source: RefSeq, a predicted model, not a curated record